Molecule: messenger RNA, 1505 nt
Organism: Culex quinquefasciatus (southern house mosquito)
Lineage: Eukaryota; Metazoa; Arthropoda; Insecta; Diptera; Culicidae
Exons: 4
Coding region: 71-922 (283 amino acids)
Source: RefSeq, a predicted model, not a curated record
GAGCGUACAACCGAAAACAUAAACAAACUGAAUUUAAUUUAUUUCAGUUCGAAAAUAAACUUUUGCAAUAAUGCGAAACUGUUUUGUUCACAAAUGCGAUGCCCUAAGCAAAAAUACCUCAAGGGCAAUGUUUGUGGUUCCUUGGAAGGACCCGGACUUGUUCCGCCAGUGGCAGGAAAUCCUCCCACAGCACCAUCGUCAACUAAAGCAGCACGACCGGGUGUGCGAAAAACACUUUCGCGAGCAAGACAUUGUUCGCUUUUGGCAGCACACGAUUAACGGUCAAAAGGAGGUCAUUCUGCGGGACAAACCAACGCUGAAACCGAGGACAGUUCCGGUGUACGACCACCAGGAAAUGUUGGCCAAGAUUGCGGAAACGGAGGCCCAGCCCAAGAAACCUGUUAGGCGGAAAACACGUGACGGGGCUGAGGGUGGUGCGGGACCGGCAAAGCGUACCAAAAAGGAAGACCCUGAGGUCGAACCAAUCGCACAAGUGCCUCAUUCUUCCUCGGACUCAAGCGUGGUAGAAUCUGCGGUUCACAAGAUCAACGGAAGCAUCGAAGGUCACGCCGUAGAGCACAACAUCGUUAUAGAAGUACUGGCCCACCCGGAUUUCGAAACGCUAUUCGACGAAGUGUACGAAGUCGAACUUCCGUCGACCCUCUGGGGAAUCCACCGGGACCUAGACAGGACAUUCAUCGCCUUCACCGAAUUCAGCAAAGACUCGAUGAAUGUCCGCAAAUACCUGUUCAUUGACCAAUCGCUCCAGUAUCGAAUGUCCGUCGGUCAGCGUACGAUGAAAUCCGGAAUACUGCCGGCUGCCUCAACGGAAGCAAUUACCGAACUCCUCACAAAACUAGACGAAAUCAAAGUCCGGAAGGUAAUCAUCAAAGGCAGUUCGUCGGUGCUGAAUGAGUCGUGAACGUUUUAUUAGACAUAAUUACGAAACCGUCUUCAAAGUUGCCAUCAUCGAUUCUCUGCGUUUUCGUUAAUCCAAAGCCAUAAUUUUGGAAGUUGGGGACCAUCCAUGAACCAGGUGGAUACUUUUUAAAAAUCUCAACCACCCUCCCCCCCCCUACCCUCCUCCCCCCAUGUAGACAAUAAUUGUCCAUACAAAAAAGGAUUUUCUAAUCGAUUUGGAGUCUUUAGCAAAUUGUAGUCCUGAUCAUUGCAAAUUAUGAUCAGGACCACAAAAAUUUAGUACACUUUGAAAAAUGUUAGGCCAAUACGAAUGUCUCUUUUUUUUAUCAAUAAAAGAUAAUCCAUAUUCAAUAAAACUUGUUUAAAUCUUUUCUUAGUUUAAUAUUAAAGAAAAUAAAACAAAACUCCUUUUCAAAUUACAAAUGUUCUGAUUUAAAAUGGUGGGAAAUUUUAUUUUCACUCGCUUUCGUUCGCUAAAAGUUCAUGAUGCCUUGUUGCAAAACGAAGUGAAGUCAUUUUUUAUUCUUUUUCUGUCAGAAAUGGAAAUAAAGCCUUCUUGUUUAUACUUUUUUCAUUAUCAGGUU